Bicyclus anynana (squinting bush brown) is the source of this 787-nucleotide messenger RNA. It is a transcript of the gene MCTS1, whose product is annotated as malignant T-cell-amplified sequence 1 homolog. Bases 149 to 697 code for a protein of 182 amino acids. The transcript is spliced from 5 exons. Gene Ontology annotation, molecular function: RNA binding. The record is from RefSeq and is a predicted model, not a curated record. Lineage: Eukaryota; Metazoa; Arthropoda; Insecta; Lepidoptera; Nymphalidae. Gene Ontology annotation, biological process: formation of translation preinitiation complex.
AUGUCUAUCAUUGGUCUAUUGUUAAGGUAUGCCUGGUACAUUUUGACAGUUCUGUGAUUGUGUUGUGACUCAAAAUUUCGUGCCCUUGUGAGUUUUAAACUGAAGAAAUUGCUAAUUAUAAAUUAUAGUGCGCUGUUGUUGUGACACCAUGUUCAAAAAGUUCGAUGAGAAGGAGAGCAUCUCCGGCGUCCAGCAGCUCAAGUCGUCCGUGCAGAAAGGCAUCCGCUCCCGUCUGCUGGAGCUGUACCCUCACCUGGAGAACCACAUCGACCAGGUUCUACCCAAGAAGGACACAUUUCGGAUUGUCAAAUGUCACGACCACAUAGAAAUCAUGGUGAACAGCGCUGGGGAGCUGUUAUUCUUCCGCCAUAGGGAAGGCCCAUGGAUGCCUACGCUUAGACUGCUGCAUAAAUACCCCUUCUUCCUCCCAAUGGAGCAAGUAGACAAAGGGGCGAUCCGCUUCGUGCUCAGUGGGGCAAACAUAAUGUGCCCCGGUCUGACGUCACCCGGGGCACGAAUGUCACAAGUGGAAAAAGGCAGCGUUGUGGCUGUGAUGGCUGAGGGCAAGGAACAUGCGCUUGCUGUAGGCAUUACGUCUCUAUCUACCGAUGAUAUUGCCAAAGUCAACAAAGGCGUAGGGAUAGAGAACUGUCAUUACUUGAACGACGGCUUGUGGCAGAUGAAACCGGUGAAGUGAAGAUCUUUGCUUAAUCUAGACUUGCUAUAAGUUUUUUUUAAUGUAUUAAUAUUAAUGUAACGUGAUUAAAUGGCUUAUUUCUUUUUUAAA